Paraglomus occultum is the source of this 993-nucleotide messenger RNA. The record is from the annotation of a GenBank genome assembly. NCBI's taxonomy places the organism in Eukaryota, Fungi, Glomeromycota, Glomeromycetes, Paraglomerales, Paraglomeraceae.
AUGAAUGAGGCCGGUACCUUUUCAAGCGACUAUACAUGUCCUGAUAUAAAACAUGACGAGAAACCGUUAGACGAUGAAAUCAAAAUCCCAGAACCCCCAUUCACAAUCGUGACAGGCGCAAGUUCGAAUCACUUUUGUGCAGUCCACGCAUGGAUCUAUCGCACAUACACUGCUAUUAGCCUCGCCUUUCCCAUAAAUGCUGCACGUCCGAGAGUCAUCAUCUACAAUUUGGGCUUGUCUCCAUGGCACAUCUCUAUACUUACUUCACUCCAAUCGUCUGGACUCAUUACUGAAUUACGCACAUUUAACUUUACAAAAUAUCCUGCAUUCUGGGACCUAACCGUUGCCCGUGGACAGUAUGCAUGGAAACCGGGUAUCGUAGAGGAAAUAGCUCGAGAUUUUCCCGGAAAAAUAUUAUGGUUAGAUGCCGGAACUUAUGUUAGGACAUCUAUGUUGCAAAAUUUCGAAAAGCUGCUAGAAAAAAAUAAUGGUUUCAUGUCUCCGCGUUCUGGUGGCAGCUUCUUUCACUGGACUCACCCCGGACUAUUCGAAUAUUUUGAUGUUCCAGUACCAAAAGAAUUUGAAAACAUCAGUAAUUGUAACGGAGCGGCCUUCGCAUUUGAUACCAGAACGGCCGAUAAACUUUUAACAGACUUUGUUGACUGUGCUUACCAUAAGGACUGCAUAGCACCCCCCGGAUCUAGCCGAAAAAACCAUCGCCAAGAUCAAGCAGCUUUAACGUACAUUGCUGCACGAGAAGGAUAUUACUGUAGCGGAUCUGUAUACAAAUUUGGCGUUAUUACUCACAUGGAUGGCGACUGCGCACAAACCAUAGUUGAGUUUGAGGCUCUGAAUUUUGCUCCCUGGCAGGUUACUGACGAGGAAAGAGCAAUGAUAAGAAGUUUUAAAAAGCACAUGAAAAAGAAAGAUAAGUGGUGGCAGAAUUUGUGGGAAGAGACUCGUAACUUUAAUAUAUCAUAUGUAGUUGGGUGA